AUGGUAUCGUUUCUUCUGGCGGAGUUAAGACUACUGUCUACGGACGUCUGUUCUGAUGGACGCGGAUACCGAAACCGAAACCAAAAUUUGUCUAGUGCCCUAAGCGAUUUGGCGCAAAGGAGGCAAAUUUGUAUUGAACAAUUCUAUCUGGAAAAAGGGCACACUAUGAUGGAGGUAGAUAGUGUUCACUCCACUAUUGAGCAAUACACAAAACCACCAAUAUUCGCUCCCAGUGAUUACAUCGCAAGGAUGAGUCAAGCUCGACCUCAAAAGCCCUAUGAUAUCAAAUCUGUUCACUAUGAUUUCUUUCUCAAUUUCGAAGAGAUGAGGAAUGAAGAAAGGAGAUCCUGUCGUGGUGGACAU
Messenger RNA from Brenthis ino (lesser marbled fritillary), 363 nucleotides. The record is from the annotation of a GenBank genome assembly. Lineage: Eukaryota; Metazoa; Arthropoda; Insecta; Lepidoptera; Nymphalidae.